Amphiprion ocellaris (clown anemonefish) is the source of this 3727-nucleotide messenger RNA. RefSeq names its product leucine rich repeat containing 8 VRAC subunit C (gene lrrc8c). Lineage: Eukaryota; Metazoa; Chordata; Actinopteri; Pomacentridae. The transcript has 3 exons. Gene Ontology annotation, molecular function: protein binding. The coding region runs from base 150 to 2537 and encodes 795 amino acids. The record is from RefSeq and is a predicted model, not a curated record.
GGAGUCCACGCCCCUCUGGUGACAGUAAAAGCCUGCACGGUCCGGCUGAGGAUCCAGGAAGGUUGGCGGACACAGAGGAAAGGCGGCACAUCAUGAUCCAAGACUCCACCGAGUAAAGGCUUCGAGUCCAGCUCUCAUCUAAAGGCAUCAUGAUUCCUGUGAUGGAAUUCCGGCAGUUCUCUGAACAGCAGCCAGCAUUCAGAGUCCUGAAGCCGUGGUGGGAUGUGUUCACUGACUAUCUGUCUGUAAUCAUGCUCAUGAUUGGUGUCUUUGGAUGCACUCUUCAGGUAAUGCAAGAUAAAAUCAUCUGCCUUCCUCAGAGAAUAUCAUCAAUUUCAGAGAACAGUAGUGAAGUGGAAGUGAAGUCACUGCUACACCUGCAAUCCAAUACCUCAGCUGUACCGAGAGAAAUGACAGGCCUGAAAACUGAUCUGGAUCUUCAGCAGUACAGUUUCAUCAAUCAGAUGUGUUACGAGAAGGCUCUGCAUUGGUAUGCCAAGUACUUUCCCUAUUUAGUCCUCAUACACACUCUAGUUUUCAUGGUGUGUAGCAACUUCUGGUUCAAAUUCCCUGGCUCUAGCUCUAAAAUAGAGCAUUUUAUCUCUAUGCUUGGAAAGUGCUUCGACUCUCCCUGGACCACGCGAGCGCUGUCGGAGGUGUCUGGAGAAAACCCAGAAGAAAAGGACCAUAAAAAGAGCAGCACUUCGAGAUCCAACAUCGCUGUGUCUCCUGGAGAGGGCAGUCUGGAGAAGACGCAGUCCCUCCGAUCGAUCCCGGAGAAGAUUGUAGUUGAAAAGCCAUCAGCAAGUGUUCUUGAUAAAAAAGAGGGUGAACAAGCUAAAGCUCUUUUUGAAAAGGUGAAGAAGUUCCGUUUGCAUGUUGAAGAAGGAGAUAUUCUGUACCUUAUGUAUGUUCGCCAGACUGUGUUCAAGGUGUUCAAAUUCCUCCUGAUCAUUGCCUAUAACAGCUCUCUGGUGAACAAGGUGCGGAACAGAGUACGUUGCGAAGUUGAGAUCCAGGAUAUGACAGGCUAUAAAGACUUUGAAUGCAAUCACACCAUGGCUCAUCUGUUUUCAAAGCUUUCUUACUGUUACCUUUGUUUGGUGGCUGUUUAUGGAUUAACAAGCCUUUACACCUCCUACUGGCUGUUUUACCGCUCACUUAAGGAAUACUCCUUUGAGUAUGUGCGGCAGGAAACGGGCAUUAACGACAUCCCAGACGUCAAGAAUGACUUUGCUUUCAUGCUGCACAUGAUCGAUCAGUAUGACCCGCUGUACUCGAAAAGAUUUGCAGUUUUUUUGUCCGAGGUCAGUGAGAACAAACUGAAACAGCUCAAUCUCAACCACGAAUGGACGACGGAGAAACUGCGUCAGAGACUCCAGACAAAUGCCAACAACAGGCUUGAACUUCAGCUCUUCAUGCUUCCUGGUUUACCCGACACUGUCUUUGAACUGACGGAGCUGCAGUCACUCAAGCUGGAGAUCAUCAACAAUGUCACCAUCCCCGCCUCAAUCUCUCAGCUGGAAGACCUUCAGGAGCUGUCUCUUUACCAGUGCUCUUUAAAGUUGCACACAACUGCUACCUCCUUCCUCAAAGAGAACCUGAAAGUGCUGCGUGUGAAGUUCGACGACAACAGGGAACUUCCACACUGGAUGUACGGCCUGCGCAACUUAGAGGAGCUCUGUCUCACCGGCUCACUCAGCCCCGAUGCCUCCAAGAAUAUAGUUCUGGAGUCUCUGCGAGAGAUGAAGUGUCUGAAAACUCUCUCCCUUAAGAGCAAUUUGACCAAAAUACCCCAGUCGAUUGUGGAUGUUUCCAGCCAUCUGCAACGGCUGUAUUUACACAAUGAUGGCACUAAGUUAGUGAUGCUAAACAACCUGAAAAAGAUGACCAAUCUGAUAGAGCUGGAGCUCGUGCGUUGUGAUCUGGAACGUAUUCCUCAUGCAAUCUUCAGCCUGACAAGUCUGCAAGAGCUGGACCUGAAAGAGAACAACCUUCGUUCUAUAGAGGAGAUUGUCAGCUUCCAGCAUCUUCGAAAGCUUACAUGCCUGAAGCUGUGGUACAACGGCAUCAUGUACAUCCCGGAGCAUAUCAAAAAGCUCGGCAGCCUUGAGCGCCUCUACUUCAGCCACAACAAGAUCGAGAUAUUGCCCUCGCACCUGUUCUUGUGCAACAAGUUGCGCUACCUGGACCUCUCCAACAAUGACAUCCGAUUCAUCCCUCCGGAAAUCGGAGUCCUUCAGAGUCUGCAGUACUUCUCUGUCACUUGUAACAAAAUUGAGAACUUACCAGAUGAACUGUUCUUUUGCAAGAAGCUCAAAACGCUAAAGCUCGGCAAGAACUCGCUGUCCAUACUCUCGCCAAAAAUUUCCUACCUGGCUCUGCUGACCUACCUGGACCUCAAAGGGAAUCACUUUGAGCUCCUGCCGCAGGAGCUUGGUUGCUGUCGUGCUUUGAAGCGCAGUGGCCUUAUAGUCGAGGAAACACUCUUUGAAACUCUGCCUUCAGAUGUCAGGGACCAAAUGAAGGCUGAGUGAGACGCCUUAAUGUAGCCGCAGUGCCUGCUGUUUGCUCGAUACAGAACAUUUUGUUUUAUAUGAAGUCAUUAUCAUACAUAUGUAUCACACUACUGGUAAGAGAGUUUUAGUUCAGAGGUUUAUUUUCAAAAUCCUUAAUGGAAGAAAAAUGACAUAUUCAUAUAUUGUUACACUGAGAGUGGCUGCAACAGGGACAUAUCAUCCGGCCACAAAUCCUUUUUUAGAGGGGUAAUUUAGCAUUUUGGGAAAACAUGCUUACUUUCUUGCCAAGAGUUUUAGGAAAAGAUACAUAUCAACCUCAUAACUGUACAUUACAGCUGCAAAGAUCAAUGGAUUAAUUGAUUAGUUGCCAACUAUUGAAUUCAUUUCCAAUUAUUUUCAUAAUCAAGUAAUUGGUUAGAGUGAUUUUUUUAAGGAAAAAAGUUUCAGUCCUCAGAUUGUGGCUUCUUAAAUGUGAAUCUUUUCUGGUUUCUUUCCUUCUCUAUGGUAGUAAACUGACUAUCUUUGUCAAAAGACAUUUGAGAGUAUAAUCUUGGGUUUUGGGAAACACUGAUUGAUAUUUUUCACUAUUUGCUGACAUUUUAUAGCAAGAACAACUAAUCGAUUUGAGAAUUGAGAAAAUAAUUACAGAUUAAUCGACAAUGAAAAUAAUCGCUAGCUGCACGGCGACUGUACAUUAACCAGGCCAACUCUUUCCCCCUGCAGUCUGGUUUCAUAUACAGACAUGAGAUUGAUGCUGAACUUCUCACUCAUCUCUAGGUAAGAAAUGAGCAGGUUUCCCAUAAUGUUGAGGUAUUUCUUUAAAGAAAAUCUGUAACUGCUACAUAAAAAAAUAUGAAUGUAAAUCCAAACUGAAGACCUCAUUUAAGUGUUGGCCAGUAGCCUUAUGCUGUAUUGUACAUAUAUUAUGUUGCUCUGAAGAGACUGUUAGCUCACAUGCACCGCAGCUGGGGAGAACAAUAAAACAAAGGUCAGAUCUAACACAAGUGUAUAAGAUAACUGAGAUAAACAAAUCCGUAUUAUAGAGUGCUGACAUUUUAAAGUGCAUUAAACCUAAAGGACUUUGUCAUACUGGUGUUUUUCUUUGGCUGUUAAAUUAUGCAUAUGAAGUAUGCAGCCGAUAACAAACAUGUAUUUUCAUAAGCCGUAUUUUUAUGUUGUUGAACAAUAAAAUUGGAUUUACCUGUAAA